This is a messenger RNA of Marmota monax (woodchuck), 4069 nucleotides long. RefSeq names its product leucine rich repeat and Ig domain containing 1 (gene Lingo1). Gene Ontology annotation, cellular component: extracellular matrix. The record is from RefSeq and is a predicted model, not a curated record. Gene Ontology annotation, molecular function: protein binding. Lineage: Eukaryota; Metazoa; Chordata; Mammalia; Rodentia; Sciuridae. The coding region runs from base 1207 to 3051 and encodes 614 amino acids. The transcript is spliced from 7 exons.
GAGGUAGAGGAGGAGGGAGCGGGAACCUCUGGGCGCGAGCGCCGGAAGCCGGUGUCCGGCUCCGUGGCCGGGGUUCGGGCUUGGAGCGAGGAGCGGGGACGCCCGUGGGGUCCCCUCUGGGAGCCACGGGGGACCUGAGGAGGAACUGGUCCAGGAGAGGAUGCAGGGCCGCGUGCCUGGAGCUCCGACCGGCCGGGGUAGUGGGGGGCCUUUGUGAGCGCCCCAGGAGGGCGAGAGUGCGGCGGCGGGGGUGUGUGCGCGCCCGGGUGUGCGCGUGUGUGCGCGAGUGUGAGCGGCCGGCGAGUGUGAGCGCGCGUUAGGGAUUCUGCUGGCAUCGCAGCGUGGAGAGCAGGAGGCAGGAGCCGGGCGCGCAGGGGAGCGCGGGACCCUCCCGCGCACACGCCGCGCGCUCGCUCUCUCUCACACACACACGCACACACACACGCCCUUCCUGCUUCGCUCCUUGCUGCUGCCACCACCAUCUCCAAGCCGAGCUCUGUGGAGCGGGAAUCCGAGUCGGAGCACGGACCCGAGCAGAACUGAGCUGGGGGAUGCGGGCCCAGAGCGGAGCCGAGCGCGGACGGCGCGCCCGGGACGCCUUCUGCACCCGCAGGCCCUGAGAUGCUGGUGCCCACAGCAACGAGGGCAACUGACCCUGGCCCACUGUGCUCACUGGACUCUGCUCAGCCUGAGUUUCCUGCUCUCUGCAUCUUCUGAUCUCUCCAAGUUGCUGUUUUCCCCCAUUUGCUCCCUUGUGUGGGACUCUGCUUCAUAUUGAAGAUUUCCUGCAUUCAUCCACUUAGCUGAUUUUGCUGGGUGUCAGCCCCACUCUCCAGCCCUGAACAACACGGUGGUCAGAAGUUGCUGAGCUGGUGGAGUUGGUUUCCGAGUGUCUGGUGGUGUUCCAUGGAUUGCCUCUAGGUGUCCCGCUGAAGAGCCCCUGAGCCCUGAGCUGCUGGAGGAGGACCCUGUGGCCAUGUCCUGGCUGCCUUGAGCCUGUGGACUACACGGCCUCCUGCCCACGUCUCCAGCCCAGACCAGCUCCUGAGCCUGCUCUUCUCCCCACCCUCCUCAAGCUUCAGGACAGCAGAGAACAGCAGCAGUCACGUGCAUGCUGGGACCGCGAAGGACAGGUUGCUGCUCCCCAGGCCCCCAGAGGCCGGUCUGUUUGCCUCCAGGCACCAUCUGACCCAGGUGAGCGAGAGGAUGCUGGCGGGGGGCGCAAGGAGCAUGCCCAGCCCCCUCCUGGCCUGCUGGCAGCCCAUCCUCCUGCUAGUGCUGGGCUCGGUGCUGUCAGGCUCGGCCACAGGCUGCCCACCUCGCUGUGAGUGCUCGGCCCAGGACCGUGCUGUGCUCUGCCACCGCAAGCGCUUCGUGGCAGUGCCCGAGGGCAUCCCCACGGAGACGCGCCUGCUGGACCUGGGCAAGAACCGCAUCAAGACCCUCAACCAGGACGAGUUUGCCAGCUUCCCGCACCUAGAGGAGCUGGAGCUCAACGAGAACAUCGUGAGCGCCGUGGAGCCCGGCGCCUUCAACAACCUCUUCAACCUCCGGACGCUGGGGCUCCGCAGCAACCGCCUGAAGCUCAUCCCCCUGGGCGUCUUCACAGGCCUCAGCAACCUGACCAAGCUGGACAUCAGCGAGAACAAGAUCGUCAUCCUGCUGGACUACAUGUUCCAGGACCUGUACAACCUCAAGUCGCUGGAGGUCGGCGACAACGACCUCGUCUACAUCUCCCACCGGGCCUUCAGCGGCCUCAACAGCCUGGAGCAGCUGACGCUGGAGAAAUGCAAUCUGACCUCCAUCCCCACGGAGGCGCUGUCUCACCUGCACGGUCUCAUCGUCCUGCGGCUCCGGCACCUCAACAUCAACGCCAUCCGGGACUACUCCUUCAAGAGGCUGUACCGGCUCAAGGUCCUGGAGAUCUCCCAUUGGCCCUAUCUGGACACCAUGACCCCCAACUGCCUCUACGGCCUCAACCUGACGUCCCUGUCCAUCACACACUGCAAUCUGACCGCCGUGCCCUACCUGGCCGUGCGCCACCUGGUCUAUCUCCGUUUCCUCAACCUCUCCUACAACCCCAUCGGCACCAUAGAGGGCUCCAUGUUGCAUGAGCUGCUACGGCUGCAGGAGAUCCAGCUGGUGGGCGGGCAGCUGGCUGUGGUGGAGCCCUAUGCCUUCCGCGGCCUCAACUACCUGCGUGUGCUCAACGUCUCUGGCAACCAGCUGACCACCCUGGAGGAGUCCGCCUUCCACUCGGUGGGCAACCUGGAGACUCUCAUCCUGGACUCCAACCCUCUGGCCUGCGACUGCCGGCUCCUGUGGGUGUUCCGGCGCCGCUGGCGGCUCAACUUCAACCGGCAGCAGCCCACGUGCGCCACACCCGAGUUCGUACAGGGCAAGGAGUUCAAGGACUUCCCGGAUGUGCUCCUGCCCAACUACUUCACCUGCCGCCGCGCCCGCAUCCGGGACCGCAAGGCCCAGCAGGUGUUUGUGGAUGAGGGCCACACGGUGCAGUUCGUGUGCCGGGCGGAUGGCGACCCGCCGCCCGCCAUCCUCUGGCUCUCACCCCGCAAGCACCUGGUCUCGGCCAAGAGCAAUGGGCGGCUCACGGUCUUCCCCGACGGCACGCUGGAGGUGCGCUACGCCCAGGUACAGGACAACGGCACGUACCUGUGCAUCGCAGCCAACGCGGGUGGCAACGACUCCAUGCCCGCCCACCUGCACGUACGCAGCUACUCGCCCGACUGGCCCCAUCAGCCCAACAAGACGUUUGCCUUCAUCUCCAACCAGCCGGGUGAGGGAGAGGCCAACAGCACCCGCGCCACCGUGCCUUUCCCCUUCGACAUCAAGACCCUCAUCAUCGCCACCACCAUGGGCUUCAUCUCCUUCCUGGGCGUGGUCCUCUUCUGCCUGGUGCUGCUGUUCCUCUGGAGCCGGGGCAAGGGCAACACGAAGCACAACAUCGAGAUAGAGUACGUGCCCCGGAAGUCAGACGCGGGCAUCAGCUCGGCGGACGCGCCCCGCAAGUUCAACAUGAAGAUGAUAUGAGGACAGGGCCGGGGGCAGGGACCCCCGGCGCGCCGGGCAGGGGAAGGGGCCUGGCCGCAGCUGCUCACUCCCCGGUCUUUCCCACCUCCCCUGUGCCCCUCCACACACUCUUUCUCCCUCCCACCCCCGCUGCCCCCCGCCAGCCCUCACAACCUGCCCUCUUUUUACCAGGACCUCAGAAGUCCAGGCCUGGGGACCCCACCUGCACAGGGGCUUGCAUUGACAAACUGGAGUGAAGAGCCGACGAACAGACAGGCAGCAGAGUCAAUGAUUCAAUUAAAAAAAAAAAAAGUUACGAACUUCCUCUGUAACUUGGGUUUCAAUAGUUAUGGAUUUUUAUGAAAACUUGAAAUAAUAAAAAGAGAAAAAAACUAUUUCCUAUAGCUAGUCGGAAUGCAAACUUUUGACGUCCUGAUUGCUCCAGGGCCUUCUUCCAACUCAGUUUCUUGUUUUUCUCUUCCUCCUUUCUCUUCUCUUCCCCUAUGGGGAGGGAUCACUCAGGAAAACAGGAAAGGAGGUUCCAGCCCCCACCCUCCGCCCAUGUGCUGGGGCGCCAUCAGGAGCAGGCUGGGUGGCAGGUCUGGGCGCUGCUCUGGGCUGGCUGGGUGCAGGGAGUGAGUGGAGGGGACAGGGCUGCCCAAUGGGGUUGGGGGCCUGUCUGCCAGGCAGCUCUACUGCGUGGAGGUUGGGGGAGUCUCAGCUCCCGUGUGGUUGGGACUCUGGACAGGGACUGGGGCCCUCCUGGGGGAUGGCACAGUCAGUGGAGAGAGCCAGGAGCCAAAGGCUGGCCUGACACCUGACCUCUGGCCCCAGCUCUGCUGCUCACUUGCUGUGUAGCCUCAAGCAGGUCUCCUCUGGGCUCCUCUGGGCUCCUCUGGGCUUCAGGGUCCACAUCUGUACAAAUGGGAGCAUUCCUUGCCCUGCCUACCUCACAGGGCUGUUGUGAGGGACUGAUGAGAUGAUGUAUGUGAAACACUUUGUAACCUGUAAAGCCUGUGCACACGUGUGGGUGACUGUU